This is a messenger RNA of Ruditapes philippinarum (Manila clam), 3648 nucleotides long. RefSeq lists its product as uncharacterized. Gene Ontology annotation, cellular component: plasma membrane. The coding region runs from base 604 to 1821 and encodes 405 amino acids. Gene Ontology annotation, molecular function: G protein-coupled receptor activity. Lineage: Eukaryota; Metazoa; Mollusca; Bivalvia; Venerida; Veneridae. The record is from RefSeq and is a predicted model, not a curated record. The transcript is spliced from 2 exons. Gene Ontology annotation, biological process: G protein-coupled receptor signaling pathway.
UGGAUUAUUUCUUCACAGAUAGCAAGAUUUUCCGAGGAAGACAUUCAUACAUAACGUAUCGGACGCAGUGAAAGUCAUUUGGAUAGCAGCAUUAUAUCUUUAUGGUGAAUUUAAUAAUGGACUCUCAGAUAUGUUUGGAGUAUAUAUGACAGACCUCUGACAGAUAAGAAUUGAAACGAAAGGAGAGGAACGCCAGUGGCAGAAGCAAUCAGUUGAUUAUCCAAGAACGACAUGGACUUGUUUAUCUUUAAAAAAAUGUCAACAGACUUUGCACGAUGCCGCUUCUUUAUAGCAAUAUAUUGACCAGGCUUUUAUAUGGCUUGGAUAGUAAUUAAAAAAUUAUAAUAUUUGUCAAGUGAAAUUGGAUUAAUGUUCUCUUUACAACAUACAGUUUAAGAAUUCAGAUAUUUUUUAUCGUAUUUGCAAAAAAAAAAAUAUAGAAAAAAAGAACUGGUGAACUAGUAUUUGUUUACACCAAGCGAACCAGCAGACUCUUCUUUCUGAUUUAGUACACACAUUUUUUGGGAAGUAAUUUUUCCCAAGACGGCAUUACAAAAAGACAGUACAUGGAUAUAUUUUAUUAUGGUGUAAAAAGAUGGCAAUAUGGAUGAUCUUCAAUCAACAAGUAGAGAUUUCCCGAAACAAUCAUGGUCACAUGACCAUUUUAUUAGGGAAAAUGGUUCUUUACAAAGAAACACGACGUUUUCUUUGGACAAUUAUACGCUUCAUCAUGCUCAAUAUAGCGAUUCGAUGAAAUUUCUAGUGGAUUUUAUAUAUGUUUUAGAUGAGUUUGGAGUACCUACGCUACUCACAGUUGGAGUUAUUUUUAAUUUGAUACUCUCUAUCACCAUUCGGAACUCAGAACUCAAAAAGGUUGCGGCUUGCUGUUAUUUCUUCUCAAUUGGUAUCGUCGAUACGUUGUAUCUUAUUGCCAUGGCGAUUCCUUGGGUAUCAAUCCGUGUGGUAGAUAUUUAUAAUACAGAAGGAUUUUGCCAGAUUGUUUAUUAUCUAAACCUUUUAACAACAUUUUUGUCUAGUUGGUUUAUAGUAAUGCUGCUAAUUGAACGGCUUUGCUUUUGUUAUAGACCAGACACGGCUGAAAAAUAUCUGAACGCUUUCAGAACGAAAUGUUACAUCACUGUCAUUUCUGUUUUCUCUGUGGUUGGACACUUAUAUCAUACAUGGACAAGUGGAGUAUAUGAUAUCCAGGGAACAAAUAUUUGCAUGUUAAUAUACGAACACACCAAGGACAUUAUGAUAAUGAGAAAAAUUGAUACUAUCUUGGCAUUUAUUCUCCCUGUAGCAUUGUGCUUAUUUUUUAUUUUGCCUUUACUAACGUUUCUCUGUGCCUCUAAUAUGAAAUGUAACGAUGGUACAUUGACGGUAAAAACUCGAAUGGUGACUCUAGAAGUAAAAUUGAACUCGAAAAAGAUGGCAAAGUAUACAGAAUGUCCCUCAUGUUCAAGUGCGGCUAAUUAUGACAAACUGUUACGGAAAAGGUUGAGAAUGGUAUCUCAGAGCAAGCGGUUGACUCUGGUGUCUGUGAUAGUAGCUUUGGUCUAUGCGUUUUUGUUUAUACCACACAGUGUCAUAAAAUCACGUGUAACUUUCCUAAAUGGUGAUUAUCACGUAACAUUUGAAGACGCACUUUUUCUCAAACUGUUUGAAGAAUUGUUUAAAAUCAACUUUGCAUAUAAGGCGCUUGUGUAUUUUACACUGUUACCGGAAAUGAGGAAAAAUCUUAUAAAAGCUUUUAUUCCUAGUUGUAAAAAGAAAAAAACAUUCGAAUAUGAGCAAAAAAGUUUAGAAACACAGUUGUGACGCUCAUUGUUAACCUCUUCGACAAUAGUUUCAACAGGAUCCUAUAAAAUUGGACUGUUCCGUUUCUUUCCUUUUAUAUUGACGUUCGAACAGUUUAUAAGAUAUCGAAAGUGGUAAAUUAAAAGAGUCCAUGAAAUUUCAAUAGAAUACAGAACUUUAUAGAUUGUGUUGAUUUUUUUACACAGCAGUAUAUCGUUUCUGGUGAUACUAUAGGUCAAUUUGAUUGUUUACUAGUUGUUCAAAUACUCUUAAGAAAUAAUUAUCAAAAUUAUGAAUACUGAAUUUUUUUAAGAAAAUUGACCUAUUUAUUGUAAAGACAAAACGAUUUGAUGCUUCAAUUUUUAAAGAUAUCUGCUUGCGAAAGCAUCUUUUAAAAAAAAAUAUUAAUGUGCCGUUUUCCUUUCAGUUUCACUUACAAUUUGAAAUUCUUCAUUUAGUAAUGGUAAAUAAGUUUCAGUAAAAGCCCAUUAUACUAAAGGUUCAAUGACACCACCGGAGACAAUAAUUAGCUAUCUUGUUAUUUUGUAGUAUUUUGCAAAUACAAUUCGCGAUUCUAUUUGGCUGUUUUCUAUGUUCAUUUACAAACCAAUUAAACUGGAGUGAGUAAUAUUUGUCCACUGAAGCUUUGUAGAUAAGACAAUCGUUGUUGUACAGGAUAUUCAAGCUUUUAUAUUACAUGUAUUUGCUGUAACAAGUAGACGUUACUCACCUAUAUUCACUAAAAUGCUUGUAUUGAAAGAUAUAUCCUUUGGAUGAUGUUUAGUGUUCGUUUUUAAAUCGAUUAAAGUAUAAUUGUGUGACAAUUAACAUAUCGAUGAAUUUAAUCAUGUUUUGAUGCCUGUACAUGUUUUGAUGCCUGUACGGAAACUAGAUGCGUGAGUUAAUUAAGUUUCCUGAUUUUGGGAUAUCAGAAGAAACAUUUUCUUUAAGACUGAACAAAGCAAUAAAAUGCAAACACAUACAUCACAAGUCGAGCUGAUAUAAUGCGAAGAAAUGUACUGGCAAAAAAUAAAUCGUUUAUUUAUAUAGUAGUUACGUGCUUGUUGUAUAGGGAUUACUUCUCACUGUCUGUCUGUCUGUCUGUCCGUCUGUCUGUCCGUCUGUCUGUAAAUCAUGAAUAUUUAUAAGGUCAAAUUUAAACCCACAAUUCAGGAAAUUAAUUAAUAAAGCGGACUGGUAGUGUCGUAAUAAAAUGAAUAUUAAUGAGGCCAAAAAAAGUUUGAUAAGUAUUCAUCCGUAGCUGUUUUGCAGAAAUUAGAAACAUUCUCCGGUCGCUAUCGCUCCCGUCGAAGUUUCUAAUUUCUGUAUGAACACGAACAUAUACAUAGCGACCGCAAACAUUUAAUAGACAAUGCUGAAAGCUCAAUGUUUUGGGCUGAGGUUACUAUAAUUCUAUAAGAUCCGAAGUAUAAGGUGCUAUUUCCUAUACUUUACUUGCAUUAAUAAGAACAUUAUGGAAAAAAAUAAAGGAGGAAGGAAAUUAUAUUUUUGAAUAAGAAAGUUUUAAGUAAAAACUGUUUUGUAGAAUAUUCCUCGCGGCCACACGCUGCUAAAUGUAAGCUGUCCGAUAAAAGCAUAAUUGAUAAUGCCCGCUCAAGUGGUCACUAUACCCUUUGCUGGACCGCUUACGUCAUCGUGAAUAAUAUACUAUAUAAAAGCCCGCUGACACUUCUUAUUUCUUUAAUUAAAGUUAUGAUGCUUUGUCCAAUACAUUAGAAUAUUCAAUUACCUUCAUAGAGGUUUCACUUGUGUUUAAUUACAUAUAUUUGCAGCGUGUCUUUAAAUGUGACCUUGGUCUUGUCUAGGUAAAGCAUGUGCUCUCUUAUA